ACAUUCAGACGAUAAAAUCAGUCAGCUGAUUGUUGUGUUAUUGAUAACGAACGUUACCUGUCAAAUAAUCUAAAAUCUAUCAAAAUCCCGACCAGACAAACCAAACUCUGUCAAACAGUGUGAAUUGAAUUUGUUGCUACAAUAACAAAUACUUAAUUAAAAUUUAUAUUUAUUGAUUAUCAUCCAAAUUAGUGUAAAAAACUCAACAUUAUGAGUGACGAUCUCGACUUUUUGUUCAAACCAAUAGUAUUGAUAACCGGGUUUGGUCCUUACUUGAACCACCCGGUGAAUGCUAGCUGGGAAGCAGUGAAAAUAAUGAACAAAGAGGCAAUUGAGAAGAAACAUAAUGUAGAGUUUGUUCAAAUAGAGCUGCCAGUAACUUACGAGAACGUGGACGAAUUCGUUCCUGCGCUCUGGGAAACACAUACACCAAAGCUAAUGAUACAUGUAGGAGUAUCAAGCAAGGGUCAGUGCUUGCAGCUAGAAUCCCAAGCACAUAGAAAAGGUUACAAGAAGAAGGACUAUUUAGACAAACUACCAGCAAACUGGUCAUGUCUAGCUGAUGGAGCAAUCAGAUUACACACCAAACUGGAUGUGGAACGAAUCUGCAAGGAGUUUAAUGGUGACAACUCACCUCAAGAGAGGUACAGAGCUGAAGUAUCAUUGGAUGCUGGACGGUAUCUCUGCGAGUACAUCUACUAUACGUCGCUAAGUAUAGACAGCAGCCGCACUCUCUUCGUGCACGUACCGGUCAUGGACAUCUACUCGCCCGAGGAGACCGCCAGUGGUCUCGAACGGAUACUGGACCUCUGUCUCACACAAAUCAACGAGAGAGGAGACUCCACCGAUCAGGUGACAGAACAAUUGAAGAACACUAAAGUAGUUGAUAGUAAUGACAUAUAAUGUACGUAGAUAAGUAUUUACUUAUCAAUAUUAUAUUAUUAUGAAUAUAAUUAUAUCUAUACAUAUUUAUAUAAACUGUAUUAUUAGUUUGUAAGAUAAAAUAGUUUCGUUUAAGUACCUAUUACACAUGGGUUCAGUUUUAUCUUAUAUAUUACAACAGGAUCUAAGAUUAAAAUAAAGAAGGUACGUAAUUACAUAGCAGUUACCUACAGUAAUGUACGCGUAGAGUAGGUAUUACCUAUAUUAAUUCCAUUACUAGUAAAACGUAAGUACAGUACCUACUUGGUUAAAAACUAGUGUAUUAGAUAAUUAGUAAACACAUAAGUGCCUAUGGCCUAAAUACUAUACUAAUAGGAACCUACUUGGGUAAUUUCCUCAAAUAUAAUCAACAAUACGAUUAUACAGGAAUAUUGCCUAUAUUACCUACCUAUGUAUGACAAAAAUAUUGUAAACACAUGUUCAUUGUAAACACUCUUCAUCUCAGCAUUCCUUUGAAAAUGAAAUAAAUAGUGCUGAAUUCCAAUAGGUAGCAGAUAUAUUUUGUUGAAUAAUUUAUAAGACUAUUUUGUUAUAAGUUAUAAUUAAUUAAAUGUUCCGUGUUACAA
This is a messenger RNA of Spodoptera litura, 1508 nucleotides long. Its product is annotated as pyroglutamyl-peptidase 1-like. The record is from RefSeq and is a predicted model, not a curated record. Gene Ontology annotation, molecular function: pyroglutamyl-peptidase activity. Gene Ontology annotation, cellular component: cytosol. Gene Ontology annotation, biological process: proteolysis. Lineage: Eukaryota; Metazoa; Arthropoda; Insecta; Lepidoptera; Noctuidae.